AUGGGACAAGGAAGCGGCGACGGGGACGGUGGUGUCCCGCCGGCGCCGUUCUCAUCUGCUCACUCACCGGCUCACUCGCCGCUCUCCGUCGGCGUCUCUUCUGCCUCGUCUGCCACGUCAUCCUCUUCGACACCUCCUCCUUCGGCCACUAUAGGAAUUCCGAGUAAGCAUUUUUUGAAACAUUCAAAAAAGAAAGUGUGGAAGAGUGUCAGCCACGGGUUACUGUAGCUUCUACAUUUUCUUGCCUUCCGAAUGAUCCGUCGGCCAUCCUUGAAACGAAGAGAAAUCAAAUCAAAUCACCUCUUCUUUUUCUUUCGUUUUCUUAUCAAAUUUCGUCGCCGUCAGGCUUAUCACCUUAUCACCCCCUUUUCUAUCUCAGAAUGUUCUUUCUCCUCAUAUGUCAUCGAAAGGGUAAACAUGGCAACAAAAAGGGAAAAUUAGAGGAAAAGAAAAGAAGAGGAAAGAAUGAAUUACAGGAACGACGGCAGAAACCGAUUGGAAGCAGUCUGGCGAUGAGAGUCUCACCGAACUGUGCAUCUUCCACGUACCUGAUAAGGUGGUCGCUUUGGUGAGUGAUAGCCGAAGAUGAUGCAAGUGUGCUUCACUCGAGACUACCGUAGAGCGAUUCUUGACGAAAUCUUUUCAGCCGAAUCCGAAGCGUGCCGAGUCUUCGCUGCCCAUGAACCUGAUCCUCAAAUCCUCUUCAAAAAAACCAAAGAAAUCCUCAAUUUGGUCUUCCGAUCACAUCCCCCGAGGCGUUCGCUUCGGUCCCCUCGUCGGAGAAAUCCGUCUCGUCGACGUGGAUUCGGCGCUCGUGUGCCCGGCAGAAGCUUCAAUGGCCGGAGGGACGACUGCUCAGGAAGAGGUGCCGUUCGACGACUGUCCGGAAGAAUGGAAGGUCUUCUCUCCGUCGGGAGGCCGGCUGACCAAGACGAUCUGUGUGAAGGACGACGGACGCUCGAAUUGGAUGAAGUACGUGGCAGCUGCGGAGGACGACGAAAAUCAGAACUUGGUGGCUGCACAAGUCGGCAAUGACAUCUACUUUUACACGGUCAAAAAGAUCGAGGCGAACACGGAAUUGUCGUUUUGGUUCAGCAGGGACUACUCCCGCAAACUCAACUACUCCUCGAGUCCUCACGUCCGAACUAGAGCUCCAUUGGUUCCGGCUGUCGAACCCACCGCUCCACCGGCUUCCACAACUGCCGCCGCCUCUCCAGACAUCACAGUAGCCAUCGAUUAUUCGGUCAAGAAGUUGACCGCUGUGGAAGAGCCAGUCGAUGCUCUCUCGACGGACGCCUCCUCGACCAGCGACAACGACGAGGAGAUGGUCGAUGUGGAGGAGAAGAGCCGAGUGAGCUGCAGCCGUCCGGCCGUCGAGUUCUCCCGUCCCAACGUCAUCCAGAAUCCGGUGGUCCGUCCGGUGCCCACAAGACUCACGAGCUUCUCGGCACCAAUCAGACAGGCUCCGCUCGAUCCGUUGGCAGUUUAUAAGGACUAUCUAAGAAAGACUCUUCAAUUGACAAGUGCGUUUGUUUCGAAUUUAAACUCGCAUUACUCUAAGCGACCUUUUUUUUAAUGCAAACAAUAGACGCAGACAUGCUUAAUGUGUUUUUUUCUCGCAAAUCAUAACAUUCCGUUGACCGAGGGCAGGUGUCACUCUUUUUUGUACCCAACUGACUUCCUUUUCACCACUCUCCAACGAAAAUGAAUGUGUCCGAGUUUUGGUCCCACUUUUUAUAUUCUGACUGCCGUAAGUUAUCACUAAUCGAGUUAUUCAAUUACCGAAGAAUAGAUAGAAGGCAUCCCAAUAAAUACCGUUCAUUCAGGACAGUAUCCCUCAGCUGUCGGUAGAGAUAUCAAAAACUUGUCAACUGAUAAAAUGUGCUCAAUGUCUUAAUGAGUAAAUUAUCAGUUGGCAACUUUUUGAUUGUUCUACUGGUAGCUGCGAUAUAUUGUACUGAAUAAAAGGUACUUGAGAGUUCUAUUACAGUUUCGACAGUAUUCAAUUCGCUCCGUUAUUUUCAGAACUCGCCGACAAUGUCACCAUGUUCGUGCCUCCCGUCGCGCAGACCGCCACGAUCACAGCCACGGGCGGCCGUUCCGGUCAGCCGAUCGACGUGCAGCCGGUGCUCGCGGCCACCGCCGGAGCACACUUUGGAAACUACGCGGCCAUCUACGGUAGCCAGGACUUCCAGCACGAGCUGAAGCCGCUCUUCACAACCGCCACUCCGGCGUUUGGAGGCGGCGGCGGUAUGGGCGGUGGAUUCGGAGGCGGCGGAAGUGGGCACGCGUCGUCGUUUCAUCAGCUGCCGUUCGUGAAUCAUGCCGCCUCGUCUCACAAUGAUUCAUCGUUCAAUGGUGUGCCUAAUGUGAGUGAGGAAAGAGGGUGGACGGAGGAAAAGUUGUUGUUUCAGUACGUGCAACAGCAGGAGAACGGAAAGACUCGAUACGCGUGCAAAGAGUGCAACAAGACAUUCGGACAGCUUUCGAAUCUCAAAGUGCAUGUCAGGUGAGCACGCGAACUCUUCUCCACUCUUUCUAAUUUUGCUCAUUUCCAGAACUCACACAGGCGAGCGUCCGUUCAAAUGCGAGAUUUGCACGAAAGAGUUCACCCAACUCGCGCACCUCCAGAAGCAUCACCUCGUGCACACCGGCGAGCGGCCGCAUCGCUGCGACAUCUGCGACAAACGCUUCUCCUCCACCUCGAACCUCAAGACUCAUCUGCGAUUGCACAACGGACAGAAGCCGUACACGUGUGAUGUAUGUGAUGCCAAGUUUACCCAAUAUGUUCAUCUGAGACUCCAUAAGAGACUGCACGCGAACGAGAGACCGUACAGCUGCGGCACGUGCGGCAAGAAGUACAUCUCGCCGAGCGGACUGAGGACGCAUUGGAAGACGACGACGUGUAAGGAGGAGGACACGAAGGAGAUGAUGAUGUGGAAGGGCAAGGACGAGAUGAUCGACUCGAAGGAGGGCAUUCUGGACGAGGCGCUCAGCAGCUCCAACUACAUGGACCUCUUUGAGAAUCCACUCGUGAGUUUGAGCUCUCACGGUUCUUCGCACUGACUUGCACUAACCUGCACGUUUGUCCGCAUCGCUUUCGUCUCGUCGCCCGCUAUUUCCGUGCUUUCAGAACUCCGAACACAAGCCCCGCCCACUUCUGCCUAUCGAGACCAUUUAUAGUGUAAGCAUUGCUUCUUCAUUCACUGCUUCACCAUGCACAUUUCAACUAGCCACCGUCCGUCUAACGUUUUCUAUUUCAGAAAUACAAUCUGCCAAACCCCUCGCUUCUCGGCCAAGGUCCUAGCGGAAUGCAGGAGCAGCAAGCGCCACCCACGCCUCAGCACAUGAUGUACGGCAACUCGAUGGGGCACAUGGGACAGCAGCAGCACCUCUCCGUGCCCCAGGGACCGCCCCAGCAGCACUUCCAGAUGGGACCGGAUCCCGGGUCGAUGCAACAGAACGGUCAUUCGCAUCCGCAUCAACUGCUGCAGCAGUCCCAACAGUCGGGGGCGCCCUCCCAGCAUCCACAUGAUCCACUGCAUCAGCCGCUGCAAUUGUCCGAUUUGAAAUCGUCAAUUCUUCCCUCGCUGGGUCUGCCUCACUACCAAUAA
Molecule: messenger RNA, 3614 nt
Organism: Caenorhabditis sp. 36 PRJEB53466
Lineage: Eukaryota; Metazoa; Nematoda; Chromadorea; Rhabditida; Rhabditidae
Source: the annotation of a GenBank genome assembly